Molecule: messenger RNA, 528 nt
Organism: Manacus vitellinus (golden-collared manakin)
Lineage: Eukaryota; Metazoa; Chordata; Aves; Passeriformes; Pipridae
Gene: SAYSD1
Product: SAYSVFN motif domain containing 1
Source: RefSeq, a predicted model, not a curated record
AUGUCGGCGGCCGUGCAGCGGGCGCUGGCCGAGUUCCGCGCCGCCCGCGGUAGUUGCUGUGGCCGCUCCGCGCCCCGCGGACCCGCCGGAGUGUCCGCGGCUUCCGGAGCCCGCCGAGGGACCGCGGGCCGCAGUUGGGCCGGGCGGCGGCGCUGCUCAGUGAGUGCCGAGGCGGGCGGGUCGGGGGUGCGGCGCCAGUCGGUGCCUGAGCCGCGUCUCGCUGCCGCCUCCGCAGGUCCAUCGCCGCCGGCGCAGGCGGCUCCGGUGUGGGCGCGCCCGCUGCUGCUGAAGGUGCUUCUCUGGGCCGUGCUGCUGGCGCUGUUCGCGGAGCUGGAGCUGGGGCUGCCCUACUUCGUCUCUUCCUUGCUCUACUGGAUGUACGCCGGCACCCGCGGCCCCGCCGAGCGGCGGCCCGGCGAGCUCAGCGCUUACUCCGUGUUCAACCCCGGCUGCGCCGCCAUCCCGGGCACGCUGACGGCGAGCAAGCUGGAGCGGAGCUUGCACUACCGGCCCGCCGCGGGCAGGUAG